Molecule: messenger RNA, 2814 nt
Organism: Spodoptera litura
Lineage: Eukaryota; Metazoa; Arthropoda; Insecta; Lepidoptera; Noctuidae
Source: RefSeq, a predicted model, not a curated record
GACUUCAGCCGGAUGACCUUCAUUUACUUUCUGAGACAUAAAAAUGAAGCGUUGAAAUACUUUAAAGCAUUUAAAGAUAUUUAUAAAGUAAUGGCUGAAAACCAAACUAAUAGAAAAAUAAAAAUACUCAGAACGGACUACUUAAUGAUUAUUUAAAGAAGUUUGGGGUUAUACACCAAAAAUCUAAUCCUUACACACCUCAAUAAAACGGGUUGUGUGAAAGAAUGAAUAGAACGAUCAUUGAAAAGGCUAAGUGCAUGUUAUAUGAUGCUGAACUAUGCAAGAAGGUUUGGGCAGAGGCUUGCAAUACGGCUGUGCCCUGUGCACUGACAUAAUCGAACUGUUUCAUCAGUUUUAAAUGGUAAAACACCAUAUGAACUAUAUAGAUGGGUGUUAAGCCAGAUCUGAGUAAUCUAAGGAUUUUUGGAUCACCUGUCAUGGUCCAUGUCAAUAAAGAAAAAAGGUCCAAAUGGGAUAGAAAUUCCAUUGAAUGCAUAUUAUUGGGUUAUCCUGAUAAUAUUAUAAGGCAUUGUAUGAUCCGAUAAAGAAGCAAAUUUUCACAAGCAGAGAUGUGAUAAUUAUGGAAAAACAGUCAGUUAUGAUGGACAUUAUUCCUGAAGAGAAUGAAAAAGAAUCAAAGAUUAAUGAAAUGGUGAAAGAAACUGAGGUUUUACAGGAUUCAGUGGGGGAAAUAGAUAUAACAUUGAUGGAAGAGUCAAUGAAAGAUUCAUCUUCAGAGUACUUUACCAAGUGAUUAUGAAGAUUGUUCAGAUACUUAGAAUAAUAUUAGAAUAAAUAGACCUGUGCGAGAACGUCGUGCACCAAACAGGUAUCACCAAACUGGUAUAUGUUAUACAGACAUCAGUAUGGAUGGUAGAACGUUACUAACUAGUAACUCGAUGCAGAACCUCAAGGCAGUUGACCGCAAUCCUGGAGAGGUUUUGAACGACUACUAUCGUCGUUGUGUUCCUGAAGAGAACGUUCGGAACUAUAGUUCCAUAGCGAGACUGUCACCCGCUGAAAGGGUUGAAGGACAGGUUAAUUUGCUUGGGGAAUAUCCUGAGCGUAUGAACCUCAAAUACCCUAUCUAUCAUAUGCGAGAUGACGUAACCGCCGCUUAUGAGAUCACAAGCGACUAUGCAGGUAUCUGUCAAAUUAUGUAUGCUUUGUGAUAGCCCAUUUGAAUCCCGUCCGAUGAAUUAAAGAUAGACGUAGAACCAACAUUGACAUUCAAUGUGGGUCUGAGACAAAACCUUUGCCAGCGUGUCGACCUGGCGCCUACACAAAGAGAAGGUAUAGACUAUAAAGAAACAUUUUCACCAGUGCUUAAGUAUUCCACUUUGAAGUUGUUAAUUGCAUUAAGUGUUUAAAUUAGAUCUUAAAAUCACCCAUUUAGAUGUCACCACAGCUUUUUUAAAUGGCCACUUAGAAACUGUGUACAUGAUGUUACCUCAGAAUUUCAAGUGUAAUAUGAAUCAGAAUAAAGUUUUAAAAUUAAAAAGGGCCAUAUAUGGGCUAAAGCAGUCUGUUAGAGCCUGGUACAAACAGGUUGAUGAUUGUUCACAACAGUUGGGCUAUAAAAAGUCAUUGUAGGAACAUUGUUUGUUUAUAAAAUCAUCUGAAAAUGUUAUUAAAUGAACUAAGAAUCAUAAUAAAUGUUUCAUGCGUGUUGAUUCAUAGGCCAUUUUUAACAAUAUCCUUUCCUUAUCAACAGCUGAUAGGGAGCUGGUACUAAUUGGUUAGUAGUUAGUACUAAUUGGUAUUUUUAUAAAACUUUUAUUUAUAAAACUGCUAUUUUACUUUCAAAAUACAGAACUUUAUCAUUUACCUUCCUACCUAACACUUGGUUAUAUUAUUUCAGGUCCUAUGCACUUUAUAUUUCUUGGGUACUGGGAGUUAUCAAACUCCAACUGGGAUCUUAAACAAAAUAAAUGUGUCCCAGGCAACAACCUCCCGUUGCAGUGACGUUGUGGAAGCAUUAAACCAUCCAAACAUUUUUCAUGAAUGGGUGAGAUUUCCAAGAACGUUGCAAGAGCUUCAAAUAAUAGCGUUAGAGUAUAUUUGUGUUUAAUAUCCAAGCACUCAUCUAAUUUUCAUAACUGUGUAGACUUAAUGUAUUGUUAUCUUUUUAGCUUUUAUAACUGCUAUGGGUUUCCUGGAGUGAUAGGAUGCAUCGACUGCACACAUGUUGCUAUUGUGCCUCCUCCGGGAACUACGCAUUAUGAGAGAAGCUAUGUUAAUAGGAAGAACUUUCACUUCAUUAACACGCAGUUGAUUUGUGAUUCCAAAUUGAAAAUUUUGAAUGUGAAUGCACUAUUCCCAGGCAGUACACACGAUUCUUAUAUCUGGAGCAACUCUACAGUAUUGCCUGUACUACAAAAUCUUCAUAAUGCUGGAUAUACAAACUAUCAAUUAUUGGGUGAUAGUGGUUAUCCCUUGAGGCCAUGGUGUCUAACACCCAUAUUGAACUUGGAGGAGGAUGACGAUGAGAAUACGCCUGCAUUUCUAUACAAUGAAGCACUUCAGAAAACGCGAUCAACUAUAGAGCGUUGUCAUGGAGUGCUAAAGUUACGAUUCAGGUGUCUUUUGAAGGACAGAGUGUUACAUUACACACCUAAUAAGGCUACCAAAAUAAUUAACGCCUGCUGUGUAUUAAACAAUUUAUGUAUAGCCCACAAUUUUCAACUUUCUGAUAUGCUUGAAGAGAGAGAGAGUUAGGCAUAAUUAAUAUAGACCGUCCACCCACAACAGGAGGCAAUAUUUAUUUAAAUUUAGGCAGAAAUAAACAACGAAAUACAAUUAAUAAUUACUUUU